CUCAGGGGGUCGAGGGGGUGGGGCCUGCGGGCGGCUGGGACCGGCCCCGGCCUGGAUCUGGAGCCGGGAGGGUCGAGCCUCCCAGCCAGGACCGAUGGGCGGGGCCCAGGUCUACAAAGAAAUCAGCCUCCUGGGCCAUGUUGGUGUUAAAGCCUGUUUCUUCUCCUGAGCCCCAGCCGAACACAAGUGGAUGAUUUCUCUUGUCUGAGCAAGAGAUGGCAUAAUCCCUGGAAAAUCUCUACCACUAGCUUCUGAGGUUUAAAAGCCAGCUGGAUGAAGGGAUGUAACACGUGCCUGGGAGGGACACUGAAGUCAGCAGUGGGGGGGGAGGGGCCCGGACACACCCCUUCCCCCCCCAGACUCCUCCCCAUCAGGGUCCACCACGCGGCCAUGGACUUUGGACCUGGAUAAGUGGAGAGAAGCUGUACUUUGGUGGAUCUGAUUCUCAGUUUUGGAAAUGAAGUAUUGGCGGUUAGAGGGAGGCGUUGUUGAUGAUCUCCAGGGAAGCAACAGAGAGAAGAAAAGAAAGGGCAUGAUAUGUUCUAGAAGACUUCCUCAUCCUCCUGGCCUGUGAGUGAAGCACCCAAAGCACUGAGGAGGUGUGCUGCAUUGAUUGAUUGACAUCUCGUUCUAAGUGUCAGGUACAUGGCAUCUUCCUACUGUCAGCCUAGAAGAAUAAACCCUUAGACUGUGGGGAACUGAGCCGGGCAGGCCGAAGGCAGCCUUGAGCCCUCCCUCGCCUGCCCUCCCCUGUGGGGGCCAGGAUGCUGAAGAAGCAGUCUGCAGGGCUUGUGCUUUGGGGUGCUAUCAUCUUUGUGGGCUGGAAUGCCCUGCUGCUCCUCUUCUUCUGGACACGUCCAGCACCUGGCAGGCUGCCCUCCGACGGUGCCCUUGGUGAUGACCCUGCCAGCCUUACCCGUGAGGUCAUCCACCUGGCUGAGGACGCUGAGGCGGAGUUGGAGCGGCAGCGGGGACUGUUGCAGCAAAUCAAGGAGCAUUAUUCUUUGUGGAGGCAGAGGUGGAGAGUGCCCACUGUGGCCCCUCCAGCCUGGCCCCGUGUGCCUGUGACCCCCUCACCAGUGCAGAUCCCCAUCCUGGUCAUUGCCUGCGACCGCAGCACUGUCCGGCGCUGUUUGGAUAAGUUGUUGCACUAUCGGCCCUCGGCCGAGCGUUUCCCCAUUAUUGUCAGUCAGGACUGUGGGCAUGAAGAGACAGCCCAGGUCAUUGCUUCCUAUGGCACUGCGGUCACACACAUCCGGCAGCCAGACCUGAGUAACAUUGCCGUGCAGCCGGACCACCGCAAGUUCCAGGGUUACUACAAGAUUGCCAGGCACUACCGCUGGGCACUAGGCCAGAUCUUCAACAAGUUCAAAUUCCCAGCCGCUGUGGUAGUGGAGGAUGAUCUGGAAGUGGCCCCAGACUUCUUUGAGUACUUCCAGGCCACCUACCCGCUGCUGAGAACAGAUCCCUCCCUUUGGUGUGUGUCUGCUUGGAAUGACAAUGGCAAGGAGCAGAUGGUAGACUCAAGCAGACCCGAGCUGCUCUAUCGAACAGACUUUUUUCCUGGCCUUGGAUGGCUGCUGUUGGCUGAUCUGUGGGCAGAACUGGAGCCCAAGUGGCCCAAGGCCUUCUGGGACGACUGGAUGCGCAGACCUGAGCAGCGGAAGGGGCGGGCUUGUAUUCGUCCAGAAAUUUCAAGAACUAUGACCUUUGGUCGCAAGGGUGUGAGCCAUGGGCAGUUCUUUGACCAGCAUCUUAAGUUCAUCAAGCUGAACCAGCAGUUUGUACCCUUCACGCAGUUGGACCUGUCGUACCUGCAGCAGGAGGCCUAUGACCGGGACUUCCUUGCCCGGGUCUAUGGUGCCCCCCAGCUACAGGUGGAGAAAGUGAGGACCAAUGAUCGGAAGGAACUGGGGGAGGUGCGGGUACAGUACACGAGCAGAGAUAGCUUCAAGGCCUUUGCUAAGGCCCUGGGUGUCAUGGAUGACCUCAAGUCUGGUGUCCCCAGGGCUGGCUACCGUGGCAUUGUCACUUUCCAGUUCCGGGGCCGGCGUGUCCACCUGGCACCCCCACAGACGUGGACUGGCUAUGAUCCUAGCUGGAAUUAGCAGCACCUGCCUUUCUCUCCUGGCUCUCCUUGCUGUGUGAUGAGCCGAGGCAGGCCUGCCUGUCCUGGGCUAUACCAUCGUGCCGGUGUCUCCCUCGUGGAUCUGCAGAUCUUCCUUUUCUGUCCUGGCCAUUCCCCAAGUGGCAUUCUAGUGCACAAAUAAUAGGAUGAGGGUUAUACUCCUGUUGUCAAGGGAGUAUUGUGUGGUAUGGUCAGGGCGUAUUGAACAAGAACCACUGUGUGGUAUGGGGAGGCUUGGGCCUGUUGGGGCCAGGCUUGUAGUGUCUUGAGUUCUCCCCAAGGCCCAAGGGCAUCUGUGGAGGGCGUGGCAGCUCCAGCUCUCCUCACCAGGCCUCUAGUCCCCAGUCUGGCUCCUGUCAGUCCACGAGCCCACUUUGUGUACCUGUCCCCCGUCCCCACCUUCCUCCAGCGUGGGGCCCGAUGAUGGAAGAAGGAAAGGAUGUGUGGUCAAGUGAGACUCACCACAGGGAGUUAGGGAGUCACGGUUGGGUUGGCUGGCUGGGUGGCCGGCUCACUGCCUCCUGGCUUCUCUCCUGCUGCCUUCGCUCUUGCCCUGCAGCAGAGCAGUGUGGGGUUGUGAGAUGGGAAGUAGGAAUGAAAGCAGGACUGACUUCUCCAGUGGCGGAGCCGCUUGUCAGGAGCGGAGGCAGGCGGAAGCCUGUGCGUGGUCACCCCCUUCUUGCCCGUGGCCCUCCUCCUUUCUGAAAGCUAGUUCCCUCCACAUUCUUUAGGAGGAAUCAGUGCCAGCCCAGUGGAGGACAGUGGGUCCCAUGCCUCUUCUCCCCUGGGGUUUGGUACAGAGGAUCCUCCCUGAGGGAUUGCUCCUGGUGGCUGCCUCAGCUGAGACCAGGACAGCCAUGGCCCUGAGCUGGUCCUGUCCUCGGCCUUCCCCGGCCUUCCCACAUCUUCCCAGGCCAAGAUGCAGGUGGCAGGUCGGAGAAGAGUUUGUGUGUCUUUGUUGCCUGAUCUUAGUUUCAUGGAAGAAAAUGGAAUCCACAGAAUUAUUUUCAAAAAUAAAAGUAAAGGCUGAA
Apodemus sylvaticus (European woodmouse) is the source of this 3159-nucleotide messenger RNA. RefSeq names its product alpha-1,3-mannosyl-glycoprotein 2-beta-N-acetylglucosaminyltransferase (gene Mgat1). Gene Ontology annotation, cellular component: Golgi apparatus. NCBI's taxonomy places the organism in Eukaryota, Metazoa, Chordata, Mammalia, Rodentia, Muridae. Gene Ontology annotation, biological process: protein N-linked glycosylation. Gene Ontology annotation, molecular function: alpha-1,3-mannosylglycoprotein 2-beta-N-acetylglucosaminyltransferase activity. The transcript has 4 exons. The record is from RefSeq and is a predicted model, not a curated record. Bases 765 to 2108 code for a protein of 447 amino acids.